AUGGCAUACCGUGGAGGUGGGAAGAGCACCUGGAAUACUCCGCCCGGCGACAUCGCAGAGCAGCUGCUAAAGCUCAAGCCACAUGUUGCUCCGGAAGAUGUAAACCAGGUUCUGGGCCGACAACGACUGGAUCACAACACGCUCUCUUCGACGAUGCAAGAGCUCAAGGAGCAAAAGCGAUUCGAUCUGGUAGGUAUAGUGCUCUCAGAGACUCUCACAGCCGGUGGCACUAUGCCGGGCCCAAAAGAAUUCACCACGGGUAUCAGUGCCUGUGCAAGGGCGAAAAAUUGGCAGCUUGCCAUGCAUCUGCUCGAAAGCAUGGGCAAUGCUAAGGUGACUGCUAAUGUUUUCAGCUACAAUUCCACCAUCAGCGCUUGUGAGAAGGGUGGUCAGUGGCAGCUAGCCAUGCAUCUGCUCGGCAGCAUGCGCAAAGCAAAGCUGGAUGCCGACGUCAUCAGCUAUAGUUCCAGCAUCAGCGCUUGCGAGAAGGGCGGGGAGUGGCAGAUGGCGGUGCAUCUGUUCGACAGCAUGAGCAAAACCAAGGUGGAGGCCGAUGUCAUCAGCUAUAGUACCACCAUCAGCGCUUGUGAGAAGGGUUGGCAGUGGCAGCUAGCCGCGCAGCUGCUCGACAGCAUGCGCAAAGCCAAGGUGGAAGCCAAUGUCAUCAGCUACAAUUCCACCAUCAGCGCCUGUGAGAAGGGUGGUCAGUGGCAGCUAGCCAUGCAUCUGCUCGGCAGCAUGCGCAAAGCAAAGCUGGAUGCCGACGUCAUCAGCUAUAGUUCCAGCAUCAGCGCUUGCGAGAAGGGCGGGGAGUGGCAGAUGGCGGUGCAUCUGUUCGACAGCAUGAGCAAAACCAAGGUGGAGGCCGAUGUCAUCAGCUACAAUUCCACCAUCAGCGCUUGUGAGAAGGGUGGUCAGUGGCCGCUAGCCAUGCAUUUGUUCGACAGCAUGCGCAAAGCACUGGUGGAAGCCACUGUCAUCAGCUAUAGUUCCACCAUCAGCGCUUGUGGGAAAGGUGGGCAGUGGCAGUUAGCCAUGCAUCUGUUUGACAGCAUGCGCAAAGCCCUGGUGGAAGCCAAUGUCAUCAGCUACAAUGCCGUGUUGGAGGCAGCAUGUAGCAUGGCACCGGGUGAUGACCCUACCAUUCUUGAUUUACAUGAUUUGUCUGCCGGUGCUGGCUGGAUGGAUGUGGAGUGGUGGUUGCUGGAAGUCUUGCCACCACUGUUCCGCUCCAAGAAGCGCCGCCGCUGCAUCAUCAUCACAGGCUGGGGUAAGUCAAGGAAGACUUGGCAGAAGUCUGAUGUUCAAGCUUUUGUUUUGGCCAAACUGAAAGGCCAUGGCAUAGCUGCCGAGGUUCAGAAGGAAAACAAAGGCAGACUUGAGCUGGACUUGACGCCAUCGGACCUCGCAGCUUUGCGGGCAAAGCUGCAGGAUGUAAGUAAUUAA
Molecule: messenger RNA, 1446 nt
Organism: Symbiodinium sp. CCMP2592
Lineage: Eukaryota; Dinophyceae; Suessiales; Symbiodiniaceae
Source: the annotation of a GenBank genome assembly